Messenger RNA from Trichoderma citrinoviride, 1497 nucleotides. RefSeq lists its product as hypothetical. The coding region runs from base 1 to 1497 and encodes 498 amino acids. The record is from RefSeq and is a predicted model, not a curated record. Lineage: Eukaryota; Fungi; Ascomycota; Sordariomycetes; Hypocreales; Hypocreaceae. The transcript is spliced from 4 exons.
AUGGGCGACAAACCAAAACCCAUCGACGAGAAAAUCAACCCCCUAUCCGCAAAAGACCAAUGGCGUCCCAUCAACAACAUCCGCUCCCUCCUCUUCAUCGUCGUCCGCGACAUCCUCGACGAGCAGCUCAUGAAGUCAUCCCUCGACAAGCUCAUCCGAGAACACAUCCCCCUCCUCGGCGCACGAAUCAAGACCAGAGCAGACGGCUGGCUCGAAUACCACCUCACCACCCCCUUUCCCCCCAACCACAAACUCUUCGGCUGGUCAACAACCACCAUCUCCCAAACCCUCGAACAAACAAACCUCGUCCUUGACCACGAUCCCCGACGAGGAAUCACCAUUCUGCCAGGUGUGACAAACCUAGAACCGCGCUGGAUACCCUCCCACUGGCCCGUCCUCCGCUGCCAGGACACACAAGACACUCCUCUCCUGCUCGUCCACCUGACAUACUACAAGAAUGCCACCAUAGUAGCCACCAACCUGCCGCACUGCGUAAGCGACCAAAUGGGCUACGGCAGCGUCCUCAACGCCUGGAUAGACAUCAUGAAAGGCAGACAGCCCCUGCCCUUCAUCGACAUUCCUCCCGACGCACUCGACGGCGACAGGGAUAUUCCCACCAAGGAGCUUUUCAAAAAGUACGAGUACCGGCUGCGGACGAAGAGGGAGCGGGCGGAGGUGCUGAUGGGGAUUGUGCCGGAGCUGAUUGUGAGGUCCAAGGAGACGAGGUGUAUCCUCUUCCUGCCGGUGGGAGUGGUGAGUGGACUCAGGGAUCGAUGGAGGAGGGAGUUGAAGGGAAAGUAUGGGGGUGAGGCGGCGGAUAUCACGAAUGGGGAUGUGAUUGUUGCGAUUAUAGCAAAGUUUGCCAAUAUGCACCGAAAGAGGACCAAGAAGCAAGUCAUUAGCGGUCCAGCAAACCUCCGAGGCCACCAUCCCCUCCUCCCCAGAAACACCCGCUACCUCCACAAUGCCCUCAUCUUCGCCGUCGCCCACGCCUCCAUCAGCCGCUCCCACCCGCCCACGUCCGACCUCGCCUACGCCUUCCGCCUCGCCGUCAACGACGCCCUCACGCCCGAGAAGAUGGAGCGCGGCCUCGCCGUAUCGCGGGAGCUGCGGAAGCGAAACAUUGCGAUGCACAUCUGCGAGCCGUGGGAGUUUAGCUACGGGACGACGAAUUGGUGUAAUGCGUGGCAUGGAAUUGACUUUUCGGUGGCGAGCGUGAAGAACAAGAUCAGGGGUGAGGGGGAGGAGGAGACUGGUGAGAAGAGGGAGAGUGAUGGGGGGAGCAGUAGGGAUGAUGCAAAGACGAUUGAUGGCGCUGCGUCUUCGGCGCCGCUUAUUUUUGGACAUUCGCUGGAGCGGAAUCAUCCCAAUCGACUGAGCUCCGCCAUCAUGUGCAAGGCCGAAGGCGGAUAUUGGGUCGAUUUCGCGGCGCCGAACAAGGGUAUGGCGGCGAUACGGGCGCUUCUGGCGCGGGAUCCCAACCUGGAGACGUUAUGA